Messenger RNA from Solanum verrucosum, 1696 nucleotides. Its product is annotated as putative transcription factor bHLH041. The coding region runs from base 155 to 1696 and encodes 513 amino acids. Gene Ontology annotation, molecular function: protein dimerization activity. The record is from RefSeq and is a predicted model, not a curated record. Lineage: Eukaryota; Viridiplantae; Streptophyta; Magnoliopsida; Solanales; Solanaceae. The transcript has 8 exons.
GUGUUAUUAGCUCUUUCUUGAAACACAUAAAUAUGUUUCAAUUUUCCAUACAUGCAAAAGCUUAAGAACUAGAAAUAUGAAAACCAAACAAACAUUCAUGUAGUAAUUAAUCAUAUAUAGAAACUUUGUUAUUUUUUUUUGUUGGAGCUGAUCCAUGGACUCCAUCUUCUUCCUUGAAGAAGGAGACCGCGCCGUCUUUCUAUUAAAGAUAAUGGAGUCAUUUGGUUGCUCCUACAUAUGCCUUUGGCAAUACUUCCAACCUUCCAACACUUUCAUGUCCUUGGGUGGAAUCUACAACGGAGAAAAUGACGUUGCCCAGAGAUUAUUCGAAGAAUAUAAGCAUUCAUGGCUUAUCAUGGAUAACAGCCGCAUUCCAGGACUGGCCUUCAAGAACAAUGUUCCUUAUAUGGAACUGAAGUUUGCUGAUCUUCAAUCACAUGCAUCCAAUCCAGUUCAGCUUCAAUUCUAUUACGAAGCUGGGAUAAAGACAACUAUAUGUAUGGGAUGCAGCAUAGGAGAAAUUGAAUUUGGAAUGACUUGUAGCCCCCAAGUAAAUUUGGAAAUGGGGAUGAAAAACUUGUUUCCGGAAUACUUCUCAACAAGAUCAGUACUUGCUCAUCAUCAGACAUUAUUGCUGACAAAUAUUGAUCAAAAUAGGCCAUCGCCAUCUUCAUCAUUCUCUCUCGAUAGCCCAGGAGAAUACUCAUCGCUUUUAUUCAAUCCACCCCGAACAGAUGCCUUCCCCGAGCAGACCAUAAGACCAGUUUCUGCCACGGCCAUGCCAUUCCAUCAGCAACAAUCUAUUGAUCAGACAUUAACUCAACUCCGAGGCAGCAUUCAAUUCCCGGGGGUAGAAACUGAAGAUGCUGCAUUGACAAGAGCGUAUCUCGCUGUCAUGACAUCAACUUCUUCUUCAUCGUCAUCUCACCAAUCGCGAGAAAAUAUUAAUGUACCAACAGAUUAUCAUUAUCAAAAGGCAACUGCAUUCAGAAGGUUCAGACCAGGUUUAGGUCGUCCUAGUAAUGUGCAAAUAGGCACAUCCAGAACAAUUCGUCGAGAAAACAUGUUGAGAAGAUCCAUUACAUUCUUCAGGAAUUUAAUUAUGAUGAGAAGGCAAGAGCAAAUCCAGGCGAACCAGCGUGCACCUACUAGCACUCAAGUUCAUCAUAUGAUUUCAGAAAGAAGAAGACGCGAAAAGCUUAACGAUAGCUUUCAACUACUUAGAUCUUUACUCCCUCCUGGUACAAAGAAGGACAAAGCAUCUGUUCUUUCCAGUACAACAGAAUACUUAACUUCUUUGAAAGGUCAAGUGGAAGAACUUAGCAAAAAGAAUGAAAUGCUGGAAGCAGAGUUAGAUAAACCAGAAGACAUGAUGAAAUGCGAUGCGAUUAGCUCAUGUGAUGGAAAUGAAAGAGUAGCUGUUGAAAUAACAAAUGUAAGUGAAUCAAGUUUAUCAAAAUCAAGAGUAGUGAAAUUGCAAGUUUCAGUAAGAGGAGAAUGCAACGUCUUGGAUUUUGCCACUCGUUUACUCGAAUUCUUGAAAACUCAAAACGAUCUAACCUUAGAGUCAGUAGCAGCAAACACCAGGCCGUCCAUGGUUACUCACAUUACUUUGAGAAUUAGAAUUCAGGGUAGUGAAUGGGACGAGUCUGGUUUCCAGGAAGCAGUGAAAAGGGUUGUUGAUGACUUGUCAUAG